AUAAAUUUUGUAAAUAAAAAUUAAUAGUCACUUUUUUUUUUUUUUUUUCUCUGUUUCUCUCCUUUCUUUCAUUUAUACAAAACUUACAUUAAAAUAAUAAUGAACCAACAUUCGGAAUGGACGACAGAUACUUUUAAAGUAUUUCAAAAAUCCAGCAACAAUAGCAACAGCCGCAACAACAACAACAGCAACCAUAGUAGUAGCCAUACCAGCAACGACUUUAAUCUGGGUGCAAAGUCCUAUAUACCACCAGCGCAUGCCUUUGACCCGUUUGCUGAACCUUCCUCUUUGGGAGACAACAACACCGAUGUAGACGACCUCAGCCAACACUUGAUAUCCAGUCAUUUACUUGACGAUGACGACCAACCGCACACAACAAGCACAACGCUUCAUGUAUGGGACCCACAACAAGAAUGGCAGCCUUGUACGGACAAGGCCGAUAUCUGGUCUCCCGGUGGCGGCAGCGGCAGCGGUGGUGGUGCUAUAGAAGAAAAGAAGGGUACGCCCACCAACACGAGCAGCAGCAGUAACCGUGAGGACGAUGAUGAAGCCUUUGAUCCAACCUUACAGUUUUAUCAUGGGACCUUGUACGAUUCCCACACGAUUCAAGACAUGAACCGAUUAGCGUUGAAUGUGACGAAUCCAUCGUUGGAGGAAACCGAAGCUGAAGGGUUGGAACAGGACAUGUCGACAUUGCAAAUGAUGCAAACGAUUUUUUCCGACUUGAGUGAUGAGGCCCUGCUGGAGACACUAGCUCGUCAUGACUAUGAUGUUGAUCGUGCCAUCGAGUCUCUUUUAACCCAUGCAUCUGUUGUGACAACGACGAUGGAAACGCAGACGGCUAUUCCCAGUGUGAAAAAGAGACAGGUAUGUCGGCAUUUUUUAGCGGGAGAAUGUUAUCGCAAAGAUUGUUGGUUUGUGCAUGAUCUUCAAGAGAAAGUCUGUAAAUUCUGGUUGCAGGGAACUUGUUUUAAAGGUGACUCGUGUGAAUUCUCUCAUCAUAUUGAUGUGCAAGAAGUAGCGAAUAAGAUGAUUCCUCCUGUGAUUCCCUCACCGAAACAACCUCAGUUUACACCUACGGAUUAUCCUCAACUCUCUAGCACUACGAUGGUUAAGAAAGCACCAUCAUCAUCACCAGUACCUUCCGUGAAACCAUGUGAUGAAUUUCCUUCCUUGGCUUUUGCGUCUAAAAUUAAAAAGGCACCUAAUGCAAUCAAGGGAGGUCAUAGUAUUAAUUUUGCCGAAGCGCUUAAGAAGAAGGGUUCAGCCAAGAAAGGACAACAACAACAAGCGGUGAAAAAGGUGGGAGCACGUCGUGGACCAGGUUAUAGUAAUCUUCAGAGAUUGACACAGCCUGUGCAUAUUCCUUGGCUUGACACUGGUAGUACCUUGAACUCUGUGUAUAUGAAGGAGAGAGAACAGGCGAUUGAGUAUGGUAUGCUGAGAAAUCGAUUUUUCAGUAGGGCAACUGAAUACUAUUUGAAAGGGGAUGGAGCGAAAGCACGGUUAUAUUCGAUGGAAGCGAAACGAUAUAAUCGUAUGAUGCAAGAAAUGCAUACGGAAGCGAGUCAACGUAUAUUUGAAUCACGGUCACAACAUGAAGCCUUUGUGGACUUGCAUGGGUUACAUGAGGAUGAAGCGAUUCGCAUGAUUGAACAACGAUUGGGAGAGAUGAAGAGUCAAUAUGGUGGUAUUAUUUAUAUCGUGACAGGGACAGGUCAUCAUUCGGGUGCUAAUGGAUUGAGUAAAAGACAAUCCAAAUUGAAGCCUACCGUUCAAGCCUAUUUGAAAUCAGAACAUUAUCGCUUUGCAGAGACUAGUAUGGUGGGUGAUAACAAAGGUGGGAUAUUUGCCGUCGAUCUCUCUUUAUAAAUAAAUACAAAAAAAAAAAAAAAAAA
Mucor mucedo is the source of this 1898-nucleotide messenger RNA. RefSeq lists its product as uncharacterized. Lineage: Eukaryota; Fungi; Mucoromycota; Mucoromycetes; Mucorales; Mucoraceae. The record is from RefSeq and is a predicted model, not a curated record. Gene Ontology annotation, molecular function: metal ion binding; ubiquitin binding. Bases 100 to 1872 code for a protein of 590 amino acids. The transcript has 4 exons.